AUAGGAGUCGGGGAGAAAGCAGUACCACCCUAAUCGUACAAAGUACAGUGGCUAAAUAGCACUCAGAAAUAUAAGUUUUUCCACUCAGUUGUGGUGUAAAGGUCUGCCUUCAAGAUGGACGAGGAUAGAGGGAAAGCAACCGAUCAAAUGAAGCUUUGGAAAGAGGGCCGAAGAUCUCAGAGGCCAGAGAACCUGACCACUGGUGCUGGUCACCCAAUAGGGGACAAGCUGAAUAUAAUAACAGCAGGUCCCCGGGGGCCCCUCCUAGUGCAGGACACCCCGUUCAUAGACGAGAUGGCCCACUUCGACCGCGAGCGCAUCCCAGAGAGGGUGGUGCACGCCAAGGGAGGCGGAGCUUUUGGGUACUUUGAGGUGACACAUGACAUCUCUCGCUACUGCAAGGCCAAGGUGUUUGAGCAUGUUGGCAAGACCACACCUAUCGCCAUUCGCUUCUCCACCGUGGCUGGGGAAUCGGGCUCAGCAGACACAGUGCGAGACCCACGUGGCUUUGCAGUCAAGUUCUACACUGACGAGGGCAACUGGGACCUUACUGGCAACAACACCCCCAUAUUCUUUAUCAGGGAUGCCAUGCUGUUUCCAUCCUUCGUCCACUCUCAGAAGCGCAACCCCCAGACUCACCUGAAGGACCCAGACAUGGUGUGGGACUUCUGGAGCCUGCGGCCUGAGUGUAUGCAUCAGGUGUCGUUCCUGUUCAGUGACCGUGGUCUGCCCGACGGCUUCCGCCACAUGAACGGCUACGGAUCCCACACCUUCAAGCUGGUCAAUGCCGAGGGUCAGCCAGUCUACUGCAAGUUCCACUACAAGACCAACCAGGGUAUCAAGAACAUGAAACCUGAGGACGCCGAGCGCCUGGCCUCCACCGACCCGGACUACGCCAUCCGAGACCUUUACACCUCCAUCGCCAACGGCAAUUUCCCCUCCUGGUCAUUCUACAUCCAGGUCAUGACCUUUGACCAGGCUGAGAAGUUCCAGUGGAACCCCUUUGACCUGACCAAGGUGUGGUCUCACAAGGAGUACCCUCUCAUUCCCGUGGGGAGGUUGGUGCUCAACAGAAACCCUGCCAACUACUUUGCUGAGAUCGAGCAGCUGGCCUUUGACCCCAGCAACAUGCCCCCUGGUAUCGAGCCCAGCCCCGACAAGAUGCUGCAGGGGCGUCUGUUCUCCUACCCAGACACACACCGCCACCGGCUGGGAACCAACUACCUGCAGCUGCCCGUCAACUGCCCCUUCAAAACCCGUGUGUCCAACUACCAGCGAGACGGGCCCAUGUGCAUGUUCGACAACCAGGCUGGCGCUCCCAACUACUUCCCCAACAGCUUCAGUGCUCCAGAGACCCAGCGGCAGAACGUGGAGACCAGGUUUAAGGUGUCCCCAGACGUGGGCCGCUACAACAGCGCUGACGACGAUAAUGUCACACAGGUGCGUACCUUCUUCACUGAGGUGCUGAAUGAGGAGGAGCGCCAGAGGCUCUGUCAGAACAUGGCUGGUGCCCUGAAGGGAGCCCAAGUCUUCAUCCAGAAACGCUGGGUGCAGAACCUGAUGGCUGUGCAUGCAGACUAUGGAAACGGGGUUCAGGCCCUACUCAACAACGCUGAACCCACGAAGGACUCCGUGAGAGUGUACACCCGUGGAGGUGCGUCUGCCAUCGCUGCCUCCUCCAAGAUGUGAUGCCUUAACUUCCACCUGGGGGCAGUUCCACCUGUUGCACUUACCAUCCACUAUAGAAGAUCGUACUACCAACCGUCCGUAAAUGCUAUAGAUAAUUAAAUGGCAAACGAUCAUGAUUAUUAUUUUUGUAAUUCCUCAGGCUACUUACUGCACAGAUGACGAGAGAGUCAGUUCUUACAUGUAGUUUCCUGUCCAUUUUGCCUAAGUUCACACAGACAUGAAUAUAGUCAGACUGCAGCCCUAUGGGAGAAGAUCUGACCCACAUCAGUCAAAUACACAUGCUAUCUGAAAAGCCAUGCAUUUAUUCAGUUGUUUUAUAGUAUAAUUUUCAUUCCAUUGUCAGUAUAGUGUUUCAUCUCUUUCCCAAUUACUUAUUGUGUAUGUGUCCAUGCCUCAUGUAUGCCCUGAUAGUUAGCUUAAUAAACAGGUAUGUGUUAGCUAGAUAGUUAACUUAAUAAACAGGUAUGUGUUAGCUAGCCUAUAUCCUAGUUCAAAUAAGAUUCAUAAUUAUUUUACAGUAUGUAGCAGUUUAAACUUCUGAGUUCUCUUCAAACAUUUUUCAGUGCUUAGGCCUACACCAUAUUUCUUGGUUAUAUUAGAAAUGGUUUCAGGCCAUCGAUCGGUGUGAUUCAGACAUUAAUUAAGUCAUCGUCCUCGCAGCCAAACCAACACAGCAGUGCCUUUUGGGUUAGACACAAAUCCCUAACACCAUGGCAGGAUCAGGGCUUUGCCUAGACUCGCUAUAAAACAAAAUGGUCAUGUACCACCAUGUAUGUGCUAACUGUAAGUCGCUCUGGAUAAGAGCGUCUGCUAAAUGACUAAAAUGUAAAUGUAAUGUACCAAAUGUUUAGUGUAUAUUAGUGUUGAUUUGUGUAGAUACACUGUACCAGAAUGAAUCACUGGAGAGUUGUAGUUUGGUUGAGUUAGGGCUGGGGAAUUAAGAACCACCACUGUUUCCUGUACAGGAAACGUAGUCCUUAUCUCUUCUCACAAGCCUCCAGACUCGAUUGCUAUGUUGCAGCUUAUCACUGUUAGUGUUUCGGUGUUAGGUAGCAUUCCCUCUCAUAUCGCCCGUCUGAAGAGAAGUGAUUUGCUAUAUUAACAUGAAAUUGUGACCAGCUUUGAACCACAAAAUGAUGCCACUAAAUCAAAAGCUAAUGCUAUAUGUGUGGUUUUGGUGUGUGUCUGGUUUACAGGCCUAUCUUACCUCCAGGUUAUGCAGGCUUUUGUUAUAGCCCAGGACUAUACCUGAUUCUACAUAUCAAGCCCUUGAUUAGUUGAUAGAGGAGUGUUACUAGGCUGGAAUAAAAGCCUGCACACCCUGUUGGUCUCCAGGACCAGUAUUGAAUACAUUGAGAAUGUUUAUAGGGUUGUCAUCUGUGCUGCUGUUCAAGCCGUGAAUGGUGGUUUGUCCUUUGGAGGUCCCAGCAUUUCAACGCGAUAUUCAGGUCCAUUAGAAGAUUUACAAAUGCAAACAGACACAGGAGAGUGGUUAAGACUUUAAAGUAAGCAUACCAGACACUCAACAGACAGAGCUAUGGGUAAACACUUUGACAAUGACUGAUUUCAACUGUACAAAACAUUUAAGCCAGGUUCAUACUUUGUUUCCAUCAAUUAAUUUUCAACUAUAGGUCUACAUUGUCUGAAUAGUGAGUAGGUAGCUAGCAUUUUCUUCACACAGUGUAACCAGUUGAUAAUAUUUUAUAGGUCAUGUGGGGGAAUGAUUUAGCUUUAUUAUGUUGUAUAUUUCCACACUUUGCUUUAUAAUAUAAUUGUUUAAACGAUCAAUUAACCAUAAACAUAACAUCUCAAUUGAA
Molecule: messenger RNA, 3506 nt
Organism: Coregonus clupeaformis (lake whitefish)
Lineage: Eukaryota; Metazoa; Chordata; Actinopteri; Salmoniformes; Salmonidae
Product: catalase-like
Exons: 11
Coding region: 115-1689 (524 amino acids)
Biological process (GO): response to hydrogen peroxide; hydrogen peroxide catabolic process
Cellular component (GO): mitochondrion; cytoplasm; peroxisome
Molecular function (GO): heme binding; catalase activity
Source: RefSeq, a predicted model, not a curated record